Molecule: messenger RNA, 813 nt
Organism: Penicillium maclennaniae
Lineage: Eukaryota; Fungi; Ascomycota; Eurotiomycetes; Eurotiales; Aspergillaceae
Exons: 1
Coding region: 1-813 (270 amino acids)
Source: RefSeq, a predicted model, not a curated record
AUGCACAGCAUUUUAUUCGUUGCACUCGUCUUGGCCACGAGCCUGACUGGAGUCUCUGCCCUCCCUGGCCCUCUACGACUUGCCAAUGCGUUUUCUCUUAUCUCCAACGAGCUCAGAAACACUAGCCUUGGGAACUGCACCUUGGCGAAUGCAAACCUCCCGUUGAGCUACACCAAGAUCGUGCUCCCUGAUCCGUCAUCGCAUCUGACUCUUAAGUACAUUGCCGUGGGUCGCGGAACUCAAAACUACUCUUGCCCAUCUACGGAUAAAUUUUUCCGAGACAAGGCUGCUCCCACAGCAAUAGGUGCAGCAGCCACUCUUUUCGAUACUUCCUGUGUUGCUUCCACCUCAAUGACUCUGCUUCAUGAGCUUCCUGCGGUUGCUGCCCGCACUCCUCUAGGAUCUCUAUCUUUUAUGGCGGAGAUGGUGAGCAGUACGACAAAUUCUUCUGACCUUAUCAUUGGUGAACAUUAUUUCGAUGCCGCUGGCGAGCCUUUCUUCACCUUGAAACUUGGUGGGGAUGAUGACUGGAUGGUUGGCGAGAAGAAUGCAUCGGUCUCAGCUCCAGCAAGGGUGUAUGGCCCCAAGCCUGAGAGCAAAGAUGUUGCUUGGCUGCGACUUGUGCGCAAGAAGGGGAAAGGUAUCCAAGUGAGUAUCUUGUGGACUAACAUAACCACAAUAAGAUAUUUGCUGACCGAAUACGAGGAGGUUUAUCGAGUUGUGACUUUUGGAGGAAGUGCCCCGUCGACCUGUGCUGGCUUGGACGAUACUGUCAUCGUAGAGUACGCUGCUGAGUACUGGUUUUAUGGAUGA